Beta vulgaris subsp. vulgaris (sugar beet) is the source of this 2813-nucleotide messenger RNA. RefSeq lists its product as hypothetical. The transcript has 3 exons. The record is from RefSeq and is a predicted model, not a curated record. The coding region runs from base 202 to 2355 and encodes 717 amino acids. Lineage: Eukaryota; Viridiplantae; Streptophyta; Magnoliopsida; Caryophyllales; Amaranthaceae.
CCUCCUUUUUCCUCCUCCUCUUCACACUCUAGUCUCUACUAUCUCUCUCUCUCUCUCCUUCCAGUUUCAGCCCCCCUUCCCCUUCCUCCAUUCUAAAAUCUAAGCUUAACUCUCACUUUCUCUCUCCUCAAAAACCCACUAAAAAAAGCUCCAACUUUUAACUUCAAUGGCGGAUUUAACAACAACCCAUUUCCUGAAACAAUGAAGAUCACCCCAAACACCGACCUCUCUACUCUCCUCUCCUCAAAAAACCCAGCUCAACCUCAAAAAUCCCCAGAUCUUCCCAAAAAACAACCCCUUUUAAAACCCCGUAAAUCUUCCCGAAAUACCCCUCGACUUUCCAAGAAAUCCGGCCCUCCUACCCCUCUUCUCCGCUGGAAGUUUCACGAGGAGAGAGAAAGAGAAAAUACCAACACUGCCCUUUCUGGGGAUGUGAAAAAACAUAACUCCGGCAAUGUUGCCGGAGAAAAGUCGCCGGAAUGUCGCCGGAAAUCGAGGAGAGAGAAAGUGGGUCCCCCUGUUUCAGCUAGGAAGCUUGGUGCUACUCUAUGGAAGAUGCAGUUGGUGGUGGGCCCAGAAAAUGAUGUUAAUGUGAAGAAAGAGAAUGAAGAUCGAUUAGGGUUUAAGGUGUGUUUUAACUCCUUGUUUGAGACUCAAGAUCUCAACUUCAAUUUUUCCAAGCCUGUAAUUGGUCAUGGUGGUGAUCGAUUGACCUGUCAUCAUGCUAGCAGAGAAUGUGGCUCUGAGGCUAAAGAUCCGCUUAGAAGCCCGUGUUCUGUGAAUGGUCCAGUCAAUGGAUAUCAUUGUGAGCGCCAAUCUCCAUUUCACUUUCCUAAUUAUGCCAUGGAGGGGGCAACAAAGUGGGAUCCAGUUUGCUCGAAAGCUUCAAAUGGAGAUGGUGAUGAUUUGAAGUCACUUGACCAUAAAGCAAAUGCUUCCUCUGUUAUCUCUGCACUUGAGAAAGAUCUCGAGCAGGCUCGGGCACGUAUAGAGGAGCUGGAAACAGAAAGGCGAUCCUCAAAGAAGAAGAUUGAACACUUCUUGAAGAAGCUCAGUGAGGAAAGAUCAGUAUGGCGGAGCAGAGAACAUGAGAAGGUACGGGCAAUUAUCGAUGAUGUUAAAGCUGACUUGAGCAGAGAAAGGAAGAAUCGUCAAAGACUUGAGAUUGUCAACUCUAAGCUGGUCAGUGAGAUGUCAGAGGUUAAGUUAUCAGCAAAGAGAUACAUGCAGGAUUACGAGAAAGAAAGAAAAGCCCGAGAGUUAAUAGAGGAGGUAUGUGAUGAGCUGGCAAAGGAAAUCGGGGAGGACAAGGCCGAAGUUGACUCGCUUAAGAAAGAGUGCAUGAGGAUCCGAGAGGAAGUUGAAGAAGAGAGGAAAAUGUUGCAGAUGGCAGAGGUUUGGCGAGAAGAACGUGUGCAAAUGAAGUUGGUUGACGCCAAAGUAGCUCUUGAUCAGAAGUAUUCUCAAAUGAACUAUCUUGUAUCAGAGCUCGAAAAGUUUUUCAGGUCCAAGGGCGUGAACAUCGAUAUGAGUGAAUUAAGGGAAGCUGAUCUGUUUCGUCGAGCUGCUGCAUCCAUAAACAUUCAUGAUGUUAAAGAGUUUACAUAUGAGCCAUCUCACCCAGAUGAUAUAUUCGCUGUUGUUGAAGAAAUGGCAAUGGCAGAAAGCAAUGCAAGAGAGAUUGAACCAUGUGCUGAUUACAGCCCAGCAAGCCAUGGUUCCAGAGUUCGUGCUGUGAGCCCUGAAAACAACCACAGCAAAGAGAGUAUUCAGGGGCUUUCAAAUGUUUAUGGCAAUCAGAGUGGUGGUGACAUGGAUGAUGAUGGGAGUGGAUGGGAAACUGUGAGCCAUGCAGAAGAUCAAGGUUCCAGUUAUUCACCUGAAGGAAGUAUGAUGUCAGUUAAUAGGAUGUACCGGGAUAGUAAUGUAUCAGAUAGCUGCACUGAAUGGGAAGAACAGGUCGGUGAUGAAACACCCAUUACUGAGAUCAGCGAAGUCUGCUCAGUUCCCUCAAAACAGCUAAAAAAGGUAAAUUCAAUUUCAAGGCUUUGGAGAUCAGGUCCCAAUAAUGGUGAUAACUACAAGAUAAUAUCCGUGGAUGGCGUGAAUGGAAGGCUUUCAAAUGGACGGGUUUCUAAUGGAGCUACCAUGUCACCUGAUCGUGGAUCCAGUAAAAGUGGGAUUAGCCCGUCAGGUAUGGUUGGGUGGACCUCGCCUGACAUUAACCGGGGGAUGAAGGGUUGCAUCGAGUGGCCUCGUGGAGCACAUAAAAGCAGCUUGAAGCACAAGCUUCUAGAGGCGAGGAUGGAAUCGCAGAAGAUCCAACUACGCCAAGUGUUAAAGCAAAAAAUCUGAACUGAUUGGAAGCGAGGUGAUCAUACCUUUCCCAUUCUUCCCUCCCUGGGAUCGAUCCCAUGUAAACUACCGAUCCCCCGAGAUGCCAUUGUAAGACAGGCUAAGCAUAGGUAAUAAUAUUAUGAGCAGUCUCUUGGAUAUUUGGGGUUGUUUCUCCACCAAGCUCUGGAGUGAACAUGCUCCAGCUAGGAAUUUUGUUUUAGUUGCUCUUGCAAAACAUACUGAAGGUAGAAAUAAUGACAAUUUGGGGUAGGACCUACUACUAUGUUAUAUAUUCUCUGUAAUUAGUGGCACUGAUGUCGCUUAAUUUAAGGAGUAGUAUAUCGGAGUAUGUUUGCAGAGCAUAUUUCUCUCAAUAUUUGUAACCUGUAGAAUCAUCUGUAUUUGUAACUGAUCAUAAAAAACAGUUCGAGGAAAGUAUAUUCUCAGUAAAAAAAUCGCUUUUUUCCUCUCUGAAA